This is a messenger RNA of Rotaria sp. Silwood2, 936 nucleotides long. The record is from the annotation of a GenBank genome assembly. Lineage: Eukaryota; Metazoa; Rotifera; Eurotatoria; Philodinida; Philodinidae.
AUGUUGACAUGUAUAUUGAAAGUUAAUGACAACACAAGAUGGUCACAAAAUGGUAUCACAGUAUGUGGAGGCAAUCAAAGAGGGAAUGGAUUGAAUCAACUCUAUCAUCCAAUGGGUAUAUGUGUUGAUGACGAUGAAGAGACAAUCUACAUAGCUGAUUCUUUUAAUCAGCGGAUUAUUGAAUGCAAAUAUGGAACGACAAAUGGUAAAAUCGUAGCUGGUGGAAAUGGGUCAGGAGACCAAGAUGAUCAGAUGAGUAGACCAACAGAUAUAGUUAUUAAUAAAGAGAAUGAUUGUUUCAUUAUCUGCGAUCAAGGAAACAACCGAAUAGUACGAUGGCCUCGUCGAAAUGGUACUAGUGGACAAACAAUCAUCUCCAAUAUUGUAUGCACAGGACUAGCAAUGGAUAAUAACGGGUAUUUUUAUACUUCUGAUCUCAAGACAUCUGAAGUUCGACGAUGGAUAAUAGGAGAUCCUCGUGGAGUAGUAGUGGCAGGAGGUAAUGGACAAGGUAGCCGCUUGAAUCAACUCGAUGGUCCUGGGUAUCUCUUUGUCGACCAAGACUAUUCAAUUUACAUAUCAGAUGAACAUAAUCGUCGUGUGAUAAAAUGGAUAAAGGGUGCAACUCAGGGGAUUAUCGUUGCUGGUGGUCAUGGCAUAGGGAAUGAUCUAUCUCAAUUGGCUAGUCCUCGUGGAGUGAUUGCUGAUAAAUCAGGUACUGUCUAUGUAGCAGACUAUAUAAAUAAUCGAAUAAUGUGUUGGUUCAAAGAAGCUAAACGAGGCACAAUCGUUAUUGAUGGAAAUAAUGAAGACGAUGAAUCAAGACAGCUCAGCUAUCCUCAGGAUUUAUCAUUUGAUCGACAAGGCAAUCUAUAUGUUGUCGAUUUUGGAAACGAUCGAAUACAGCGAUUUAAUAUUGUUUCAAAUUCAAGUUAA